This is a messenger RNA of Gracilinanus agilis (Agile Gracile Mouse Opossum), 1152 nucleotides long. It is a transcript of the gene MXD3, whose product is annotated as MAX dimerization protein 3. Gene Ontology annotation, molecular function: DNA-binding transcription factor activity, RNA polymerase II-specific; protein dimerization activity; RNA polymerase II cis-regulatory region sequence-specific DNA binding. The transcript has 6 exons. Gene Ontology annotation, biological process: regulation of transcription by RNA polymerase II. Lineage: Eukaryota; Metazoa; Chordata; Mammalia; Didelphimorphia; Didelphidae. Bases 1 to 609 code for a protein of 202 amino acids. The record is from RefSeq and is a predicted model, not a curated record.
AUGGAGCAGGGUGCCAGCAGUAGUAUCCAGGUUUUACUGCAAGCAGCUGAGUACCUGGAUCGGAGGGAGCGAGAGGCAGAGCACGGCUAUGCUUCCUUGUGUCCUACUCACAGCCUGGGUCCAGUCAACCGCGGAAGGAGGAGACCCAAGGCUCCUAGGGACAGUUUAAGAUCCAUGCACAGCGAACUGGAGAAGCACAGGAGGGCCCAGCUGAGACACUGCUUGGAGCAGUUGAAACAACAGAUGCCCCUGAGCACAGAUUGUGCCCGAUACACCACCCUGAGCCUGCUGCGCCGGGCUCGUCUACAUAUCCAGAAGCUAGAAGAACAGGAGCAGCGGGCACGAAGACUCAAGGAUAGGCUCCGAAGUGAACAGCGGAACCUGCGCCAGCGGCUGGAACAGCUCCGGGGAGCAGGUGGGGAGUGGGAGCGUCUUCGGGUAGAUAGCCUGGACUCCUCUGGCCUGUCUUCAGAGCGCUCCGAUACUGACCAAGAGGAGCUGGAAGUGGAUGUGGAAAGCCUGGUGUUUGGGGGUGAUGCCGAGUUACUUCGAGGCUUCAGCACAGGCCAAGAGCACAGCUACUCUCACAGUGGUAGUGCUUGGCUAUGACUGGCCCCACAGUAAGCAGAUCUCCCACUCUCCUGGCUGCACCAAGCUGCCCAGCUUGCCAGAGAAGCUGCCACAGGACUGGUGAAGUUGGGCAUUCCUGCAAAGCAGAAAACUAUGGGACUGCAGAGGCUGCUGCUGGCUCUUGGAGCCAUUUUAACCAGCCUCAGUUGCAUCCUUCCUCUCUUAUGUGGGCACGGACUGAAGCUUACUCAUGUUGUGGGGGGAAAACAGGAGUAAGCCAAGCCCUUAACAUGGAACCAAACAAUGCAAAGAUCUAUUCUCUGUUAAGAGGUUACAGGAGGCAACCAGAGGCCCCUAACAAGGGGCUGAUGUGGAGCUGGCCCAUUGCUGCCUGUGUUUUUAUACAUUUUUUACAGCAUUGAUUUUUGUUCCUUUCAGUAUUGGGAUGCAAAUCUUGUGCUAAGCUGAUUUGGUGUCCAGCACCCAAGGGACUAGUAGCAUUAAAGUGGGAUGGGGCUAAACUCAAGACUCUGGCUCUAGCUCCACAGACACCAUACAGUAUUUUCAGUAAAAAAAAAUUUU